This is a messenger RNA of Melanaphis sacchari, 2159 nucleotides long. Its product is annotated as hepatoma-derived growth factor-related protein 2-like. The coding region runs from base 416 to 2101 and encodes 561 amino acids. Gene Ontology annotation, biological process: regulation of transcription by RNA polymerase II. The transcript has 4 exons. Gene Ontology annotation, cellular component: nucleus. Lineage: Eukaryota; Metazoa; Arthropoda; Insecta; Hemiptera; Aphididae. The record is from RefSeq and is a predicted model, not a curated record. Gene Ontology annotation, molecular function: transcription coregulator activity; double-stranded DNA binding.
UCGAUUUAUACAAACAAACCGUUGAAAAUCGUUACCAACUUCUUCCCACACUUUUGUUUAUCGCUAUGACGCUUUCGCCAUGACGCCAUAAUCUGCCAAAAAAAUUGUGUUUUCUAUAAAAAUUAUACAAAUUAUUACUGGUUAGAACGGUGAUAACUGUGAUUUACCUUUUACAAUUUGUGCUUAAACGCUUAAAGUGUUUGAUUAUUCCAACAAUAAUAAACUUGUCAUUGCCCAUUGGGCUAUUCAGUAAUCAGUGUUUUACCACCCCGCCAAACAUUUGCUGUCUGAAUAAUUAUCGUUGAAAUCGAUGAAUUCGUAUUUUUGUUUAUUUUUCAGAUUUUAGUACUGAAUUCAACGAUACUCUCAUUCCUGAACUGAUUUAUUUACCUGUAUCAUUUAACAAAUUUGUUCAAUGUCUUCCAAGAAAGUAUUUAAUAUCAAAGACAAAGUCUUUGCUAAAAUAAGAGGUUAUCCUGCUUGGCCAGCAAUAAUAUCUGGUAUUAAAGCUGAUAUUCCAUCACGGCAAAAGUAUAAUGUUUAUUUUUAUGGAACUGGUGAACGCGCUGAAUGUAAAUCAGAUGAACUUUUUCCUUAUGAAGAAAACAAGUCAAAACUAGGAAAACCAAACAAACGUAGAUAUUUUGCUGAAGCUUUAUUACAAAUUGAAGAAGAUGGUGAAAGUAUAGUUUUUCCUGAUGAGGAUUCAUCAGUAUUUGCAACACCAAGUAACACAAGUCAUAUAGAACAAGAAUCACCUAAAGAUGAAUCUAAUGAAGUUAAAAAAUCAAAUGAAUCUAUUGUAGAAAGUGAAGGAAAGUCAUCAACUGAUGAGUCUCCUUUGUCUAAAGGGAAAAAAAUAGUUUCUUCCAGAAAGAGUUUGGGUCUCUCUAUUUCUAAAGGAACAAAGAGAAAAAUAUCUGAUGUAAAAUCCGAAGCACCUUCUAAAAAAUCAUUAUCAAAUAAGCCAAAAAUCUUGGAAACUUUAAAGCUUAAAGAAAGACCUAUAGUAUUGGUAGAACCAUUGGAUGAUUGUGUAGUAGAAAGGGCAAUUAGUGGACAGAAAGUAGAGCAAAGUGCUGAAAAAAAUGUUAGUGUUGAUGAAAAAGUUACUGAAACACUAGAUAAACAAUCUGAGGUUCCUAAUACAACUGAAACAGUUCUUGAAACUAGUGAUGUAUUAUCGGAUUCAAGUAGAGCAGUAAAAUCCUCGUCAAAAGUAAAGAAUAGUCCUACCUCCAGUAGUGAAAUAUCUUCUACUAAUAGUGUAAAUGUUGGACAUGUAUCACGCUCUGGUCGUAAAAUCAAGCCAAAAAAAUAUUCUGAUUAUGAAAAUGAAUCAGAGAUGCCAAAACGUUCAAGAUUAAGUAAAGAAAAUUCCAAAGGUUCAGAGAAGUAUAAUACUAGCCAUAAUGAAACAGAUGCUUCAUCAGAACAAAAUUGUAAAACGAAAGAUACUAAUUCAGACAUAAGAAAGAUAUCUAAACAUUCAGCAGCAUCAGUACCAUAUAUAAAUACUUCAGAAAAUAAAAAUUUGGAACAAGUGAAUAAUGAAAUCAGUGAAGACAACGAACUUCCGGUCGCAAUUAAAGAUCUCAUGGUUGGAGCUUUGUCAAGUAUAGAAACGGGUUGGAAAAAAGCCGGUCCAAAAAAAAUCACUAAAAUUGAUAUAUUGCACACCGAAGUUGAUCUGCUAGAUGAUAUACAUAAAUUACGUAUAGCUUUAAGAACUGAUCAUGCUGAUUAUGAUGGAGCGUUAGAUUUAUUAGAGCAUAUUGUUGAACUUCAAAUUAAUGCCUUAAUGUUAAAAAAACAUCAAGAAGUUGUUGAAACAAUUAAACAAGUGAUAAGGUAUACCGGUAAUGCAAAAGAAUGGAAUCUAAAUGAAGAGGAAACUAUUUUACAUGAUGAAAAGUCGAGCCAGAUUAGACGCAAGGCUGAAAUAGUAUUAAAUAAAUUUAUAUCAUUGUUUGCUGUGUCUGAUGGGCAAUCAUUCGAUGAGAUAUUUAAUAAAGAAGUUGAAGAAUUUUUUACAAAGACUAAACAUUUGGCUUGUGAUCAGAUAUAUGGGCUUACUUCAGAUAAAGAUUAUGAAUUAUAAUUAAUUAUUUUUACUUUUUAAAAAUUAAGAUAACCAAUAAUUUUUAGUAGGUACAAAC